Messenger RNA from Mytilus californianus (California mussel), 2056 nucleotides. RefSeq lists its product as uncharacterized. The transcript has a single exon. The record is from RefSeq and is a predicted model, not a curated record. NCBI's taxonomy places the organism in Eukaryota, Metazoa, Mollusca, Bivalvia, Mytilida, Mytilidae. Gene Ontology annotation, molecular function: protein binding. Bases 169 to 1899 code for a protein of 576 amino acids.
UUGUAUGAUUACCUAUGUCAGAAUAUUGUCGGAUCAGAAGAUUAUAUCAAACUGAUCAGAUUGUCGAACGCAACCAGGGACCACACACAUAGCAAUAAAUAUUAUACACACAUCACUAGUGGUAGUUUCGGUGAAGGACUUGAGCUGAAAGGGAGUGACAUAGAUAUAAUGUAUGCAUAUUCAUGUAUAGAAAUUAUUGAACAAACGAAACUGCAUCAUUAUAAUUCUGAUAAAGCAUACUUUUUAUUAGACACACACGAUGUUAAGUCUGGCUUUGCAUAUUUACGUCUAAUUAAGGGAAUUGUGGACGAAAAUAUUUUGAUGUGUCGACAUGUUGAAGGACAAUUAUAUCUUUCAAGUGUAUUGUUUAGGCAUCAACAUGCUGGUGGAUUAUUUUCAGUUAUUCAUGGACCGUGCAUAUCCGAUGAUAAAGAAGAAUAUGAUUUGGCAUUUUGCUUACAUUCGAAAUCAUGGAUAAAUAUAGCUUCAGAAUGGCUUACUAGAUCAAACAAGUCAUGGCCCACACAAGAGUUAAAACAAAGAAUUAAAGAUCAUGGUGUCCUAUUUGUACCCAUAGGCGCAGGGAGACAUCUAAACAAUGAUUUGAUAUGGCGUAUAUCAUUCUCUGUAGGUGAAAAAUAUCUGAUUCAUACAUUUACUCAUACACAAUUGCUUUGUUAUGCUUUAAUGAAAAUUCUCCUGAAAGAUGUUAUUAGUAAGACCCAAGGAUGUGAAGAUUUACUCUGUUCUUACUUCAUUAAGACUAUCUUAUUCUGGUUAUCUGAAGAAUUGCCAAGAUCGGCGUGGAUAUCAGAAAAUUUAAUACCUUGCUUUAUGAGAUGUUUCAAGAGACUUAUCUAUUGUGUGGAGUACUCGAUUUGUCCACAUUAUUUUAUUCCACAAAAUAAUCUUUUUGAAAAUAAGAUUUUUGGACACGACAGGACAAAACUGUUAGGUUCAUUAAAUGCAUUAAUGAAAUACGAAUGGCGAUCUAUCUUUUUUUCAUCACAAAUGUCCAUGUUAGUGUCACAUUUCAAUUAUAGGGAAAUUAGUUUGUUUGAAAGUAAUUUCGAGAAAAUUAUGAAAUCAAUAGUAAUGGACCUUUUAAACACUAGAGACUCGAACGUUUAUGUACAAACCGUAUACCUGGCGGUUUCAAGUCAGUCAAGAAAAUUAAGAUCUAUUUUAUCAUACAAUAUAACUCAAAUUACUUCGUAUAUUGCAGACACAAUUAAUCUAUCCAGGUCAUAUGGUAACAAGUACCAAUAUAAACAAUUCAAACAGUGUCUCAGUUAUCUUCUACAGAGUAUCACCCAUGAUGCUGUAUCAGGUUGGUUGAUGGUUGCGUCAUUAUUCUACAAAAAGAAGAAAUAUAAUAGUGCUCUUACUGUUUUGUCAUAUGCCCUGGGAAAAUGCACAAGAGAAAAAGUGUUUAAAGUUGCAUAUGUUUCUGCCGAGAGACGUAAACUUUUACGUUCGAUAACAUUCAGAAAUUUGGGAAUAUUUCGCGCGUUUAGAAUUCUAUAUUUAAAUAGCAUACUGUUUAACGAGAAAUCUAGCCUUAUUCCAGAUGAACUACAGAUUGAUGUUGAUGUUCGUGGUAAUUUAUUGCCCUCAGUAGCAUAUGCCCAUUUUCUAUCAUUCCUUUGUCAUUAUCAUCUCAACAAUACCAAACAUUAUCAGGAAUCUCUAGGAAGUCUUCAGUUAACAAUAGAGGAAGAGUAUUUCAUUCCGGGUGUUGGUUUUAAAUCAUUGUCUUACAAUUGUCUAGGUGUAGCUUUAUUGAUUGUAGGAGAUGACGAAUCUGCUAGACAAAUGUUCACGCGCUCAAUAAAACUAUUUCCUGAACCUUUCUUUAAUCCAUCAUAUAAAAGACUGUCAAUGAUGGAUGCAAUUUGAAAUAUAAAUGUUUCGAUCAGCAUUUAAAUUGAAUAAGUAUUUUGUAGCGUUAUAUGUAUAUAUAUAUGUUUAUGAAUUACAUGUGUUAAUUAAAAAAAAGCCAUCACAAUAGUGCAAAAACAUACACUGAUUUCAACUUUAACAAGCGCAUGUUUGU